Molecule: messenger RNA, 2621 nt
Organism: Rotaria sp. Silwood2
Lineage: Eukaryota; Metazoa; Rotifera; Eurotatoria; Philodinida; Philodinidae
Source: the annotation of a GenBank genome assembly
AUGUCAGGGGAGCUGUUCAUUAGUGGACUUGGUACUAAUGCCGUCGCUACCAUACCACCGAAUGUAACAGAUAUGGUUUCAAUAGCUACAAAUGUAUACCAAAUGAUGGAUGGUUCCUUAUGUUAUAGUUUACCCGCGACAACAUGCUCAGUACCUGCUGCUAUCUAUUGGAAUCCAGUACAGCAGAUGCGCAAUGUCUAUUCUGUCAAGGGAAAUAGAACAUUGGUCAAAGGUAUGCGAACAGACUGUUAUGCAUCCGAUGGUCUUGCUGUAUCUACUCUUGAAUGUUACUACGAUUCUUCAUGUCUCGAACUUCUCGUCUUGGAUGCAACUGCUUUUACACCUCUGAAUGCUACUAUUCCGAGUAAAUUUUUACCGAAUAACACUGUUGAAGAUCUGCUGAAUCAAUUAAUGUUAGAAGAGAUUCUCUUGUCCUAUUCUGCAGAGAUCUAUUAUACACACUGUGCACCUUUGACAUGUACUUACUCUUAUACGCAUCGCACUAGACUAUUGACUACUGUAACCACCAUCUUCGGUCUCAUUGAUGGUCUGAAUGCAACUCUGAGAUUUAUUAUUCCAUUGCUGGCUAAUCUAAUAUUGACACUCAAACGAAAACUGUUCGCACCACGACCCAAUGAACCGUCGGACGUUGUAUCAGGUAAGAUCAUUUUAACUUGACAUGCUAUAAUUCACAAAAUAUCCUCUAUUGGAAAAAAAAAUAUCGUACCCACGAGUAAAAGUCAUCAGCCUACGUAGUAUUCAAGUAACAAUAUUUCAUGAUGUAAGUAGCAUUUUUUAAAUUAUGUAAAAAAUGUUGCUGGUAAAUCGAACGAGAAGAUUGCACUACAUGAUGUUGCACAUUUAAACCGAUAUAGUGGUACAAAUUUUCGUUUGUAGAUAUAGUUUUUAGCAUAUUUUAUCAUGUCAACUAAAUCACAUACAAACUAUGAGGCCUUUAUUUCUUCAAGCUUUCUACUUUUUUGUUAAACCUUUUCAUAUAAAAGCAUAUAAAAUUCGAUAUCUUACUGAUCUCAACGAACAGUAUAUAAUCCUUGGACCGGACAUUAAAACGUACAAGGAAGCAAUAAUUCAUAUGUUCUCUUUAUUAUAAUGACAAAUGGAGAAACAUUGCGAUGGCGCAAUGUUUAUUCAUCUAUGUUCUAUCUCAAAAUGCAUCUUUUCCUUCUAUCAAAUGUCCUUGAAUAGCACUGAGCAUAGAGCGAGUACAGAAAGAGAUACAGACAAGAUCAACAAUCAAACAGUACACAAAGAGAAGAUAAUAUAUACGGAGUCCAUGGAUAUUAUGAAUAAUUGUUUUAUUAAACGAGCCUAUAUAUAUAUAUAAUAGAUUGUAUCGAAAGGAUCUCUGUGAUUAUGUUUAUUGUUUCUAGUUCUCUCUAUCAAAGAGAAGAUAUGGUGGUUAUGCGUGAAGAUCAAAUCGUUUAAUUUAUUCGACUCUUAUUCAAACGAGCCACACGUCAUUAGGCAUGAACGACUGCUGACUCGUCUAUUCAUCAUCUUACUUGUUCUCAUACUCACCGUCAUCACAUUUUAUAUUGGUUUUACGAAAACAACGAACAUUUAUACCAUUGACGUAUCUUCACAAGCCCAGUACGAGCUUCUGGAAGCGAGAUAUCGUGACACACUUCAAUGUCCAUGUAGUCGUAUCGAGAUUUCUCGCGAAAGCUUUAUCUCUAUGAAUAUUAAGUAUCAUCAAAUAUGUUCCAGUGGUUUCGUAUCACCUCUUUUUAUCACCCAGCUCUAUGCAUUUAACGAUACAAGUUGUAUAGGGAUGAUUUUAUGACGAUCAGUGGAAUAUACUUCAUGCAUAUAGCUUUCAGUUGCUUGAUAGCCAAGACUGUUGUCCAAGAAUUAUACGAUGAAUUUCGUGCAAAUUCCUUUGUUUCUGAAAAACUGAUGACUAGAAAUGAGUUGGAUGAAAAAUUCCAAAUCAGCAUCGCAUCCUUCAGAUCCACGGUUCGGACAACACUAGAUAGAAUAAUAAAAUCAAUAAUUGAACUCAUAAGAACUGCUUACGUAGCAUCCGCUACCUAUACUUCUUUCGAUCUGCAAAUCCUUCCAGAUGAAACUGUCCAAAUUCAACCUAGUGAUUUUCCUAAUUGCUCGUGAAUUGUCGAAGCUAAGACGUGUUCAACCGAAGCGGACUUUUACUGGUACAAUUCAUCAAUGAAUUCAUUCACAUUGUUGUACUCAAUCAUGGGAAUUCGAGUGGCCUGUUCGCCAUUGCGAUCUACAUUACAGUCUAGUUUUGCUUGCCGGUACUCAUUAGAGUGCUAUAAUAAAGUAAGAUAUAUGAUCUAUAUCAGAGAGAAUUUAACUACCUAUUAGAACUCACUCGGUUGAAAGAUCUUAGAAACUUUUGCAAAUUUUGUCCAGAACUCAUUAUAAAAUAAAAUUCAAUGUAAGUAUAGGGGGUCCAAAAAUAAUAGGACCGGCCUCAAAUUUUGAAAACAAUAAAGCUUUCUCCAACUAAAAGAGGUUUUAUUACCGAUCUGAUGCAAUAGCUAUGGACGCAUAGUAGCAGUCUAUCAUGUGCUAUAUUAAUUUGAAAUUGAUCAAUUAGCAUUAAUGAAUAAAUUCAAAAACUUUCGAAUUUCAGA